AUACUUUCUGUCUUAGUUUUGAUUAGGGCGAUGCGAUGUGAUGAUAAAAACGUCGAAACGAGUCGUCGCAGUUCUCUAAAAAAUACAUUGAUGUGUUCGCUUCUCUGGCUGUAAUUUUACCAUCUGCAAAUAUAUUUUUAAUGUGCUUUACUAGCCCUUAAAAGUGCGCAAUUGAGUGCUAAGUUCCGAUGUGAAAAAGUGUACUGCGGUUCCACUUCGAAGCCACAAUUUUCUCGACUAAAAAAAGAACAGCACCACCGGAGUGUGAGAGCGAUAUGCUUGGACCGCUGCCCCACUGGAGACCACAAAAGAACCUGAUUCCGGAGCCUUCUCGCUGUAGCUAUAGCCUCUCGACUGUCGUGUGAAGAACACCUUUUGACCGAACCGGUAAGAUGACCCUCUGGCAGAACCUGCGCUCCCUGGAGACCCGCAACCUGGACCUGGCCCUCAGUCAGCGGGAGCACCAGUUGGUGGCUGGCCACCUUCCCUCGGCCAUUUUUCGCGAGCGACUGAGUGCGGCGGAGAAUCUCUACCAGCGCAACCUGACCGGUCACUAUGGUUGUGUAAAUGCCCUGGAGUUCAGCCCGGGCGGCCAGUUCCUGGCCUCAGGGGGCGACGACAAGAGGGUUUUGCUGUGGAACAUCGACCGCGAGGUGGUGUCCAAACUGGGAAAGCCCCGCUCCAUGAACGAGAAGCAUGCCAGCAACAUCUUCUGUCUGGGAUUCGACACCCAAAACACCCACAUCUUCUCCGGGGGAAACGAUGAUUUGGUUAUCCAACACGACCUGGAAACGGGAAAAAUUCUGAACCACUUUUCGCACGAUGGACCCGUCUAUGGAUUGAGUGUGGACAGGACCAGUGGGCAUCUCUUGAGCGUGGCCACGGAGCAUGGCGAGAUCCUAGUGUAUGACCUUAGAGCGGGGAAAUCGGAACCGCUGGCCCUUGCAAAAUUCAAGACGCCCUUCAAUGCCGUCGAGUUUCACCCGCUGAACGGAAACUUCCUCGCCACAGCCAAUGCCAAGCGGGGCGCCAUGCUCUGGGAUCUGAGGCACCACCAGCAGGCGCUUUGCCAGUACAACUACAUCCCGGAGUCCCCGAGCUGCAUGAGCGUGCGCUUCAACUGCAAUGGCACCCUGCUGCUCACCCUGCACCGCCGGCUACCACCGAUCCUCUACAGCCCCGGGGCACCUGAGCCGGUGGCCACCUUCUACCACGACGAGUACUUCAACUCCUGCACCAUGAAGAGCUGCACGUUUGCAGGGCCACAGGACGAGCUGGUGGUCUCGGGGUCGGACAACUUCAACAUGUUCAUCUGGCGGCUGGACGGAGUGGACUUGGAGGAGAAGAACCAAUGGAUGGAGACCCAGCCAGUAAUCCUCACCGGCCACCGUUCCAUAGUCAACCAGGUGCGCUACAAUCGCCAGCGCUGUUUGCUCGCCUCGUCUGGCGUGGAGAAGAUCAUUAAACUGUGGAGCCCCUUUGCACAGCAGGGCUGGGAGGGAUCCCUCACACAAGCUGAGACCAUGCCCUACUGCAGCCGUGCCCUGCACCGCGAGUGCUUGGAUCACGUGUCCCAGGACUUCAGUGCCCGCAACACUGAAGAGGACCAGGAUAUGCUGGCGUUCUUCGACACGCUGGUUCAGCACGAACUCGAGUCCUGGAACACCGUGGACAACCAGAGCAGCUCCAGCAGCAGCUCGGACACGUCGACUGAGCGGAGCGAGGCCAGUUCGGCCACAGAGGAGCCUAGCGAAGAGGAGCGCCAGCCAGAUCAGGACCCUCAGCCGGAUCCGGGCCAAGAUGAAGCCAACGAGCAGGACGUUGACACGCCCAAUGUCAGCGAACUGAGCUGGCAGACUCAUCCGAAUCGCAUAUUCUACCUAAUCGCCAAGAAGCGGCGAGCGCUGCUUCAGCUGGCGGUGAGGGGUACAACUGGACAGCCGCGCAACGUGGACCAGUUGCUCCAGAGGCUCCUCAGCGAGCAAAAGCAGGUAGCCACGCAGGCGCGGAUCAGCGACUGGUUGGAGGAGACACACCGCAUCUUCGGAGACGACGAGCUGCCCACCACGUCGGCCGAGGCAGCGGCCCGGGAGCAGCGACGUCGAGCCUGCGAUCAGCUCAGCCGAAGUCCUAGGCGGGCUCCGGAACUGAAGUCGGAUCUCCGCCAGACACACAACAGCCGAGAGAAGGCAUCCGAUGGUGAGGGCGUAAAAGGCCAGCUGGACGUCGGACAUGGUGAGCACCUUCCAACGACCGACGUCCAGUUCGGCCAAGUACUCGGGGAACCGCUGGAUGCUCCACUUGGCGUGCUCCUUCGCCUCGCCCGUCCACAGACCCACAAUUCCCGCGGCCACCAGGCGCAGCACGAUCCGAUUCACCUCCUCCAAAUAGGGCGAGGGGCGAGGCAGGACAUAGGCGAUGUGAUAGUUCUUGGGGCACUCAGGGAUCUUGUGCACUUUCUUCGUCAUCACGUAGCGUAUGUCGCUUAGCUCCAAGCUGGCGGAGCGAGUGACCCCCGCAAAGCCUCCCCUCUUGGACACCAUUUCAAUGAGGCGCUCCUCUCCCUCGGCCACCAGCAACAUCUUGGCAUCCAGCCGACGGUAGACCGCCGAAUCGUGGCCGCAGAAGAGAUCGUCCCUGAAGGCAGGAUGUUUGAUGUAAAUGGGCUGGCCAGAUUCAUCCACUUCCUUUAAGGUAUUCGGAUCCCGGUAGUAGAGUGGUCGAAUAUAGACUGUGGCCAAACUGGACUCGAGCAGGGCUCCGAAGAUCACGCUUACCAGGCACAGAGAAGCCACAAAGAUGCGUUCCGAGUGGAAGGGGGGAAAGCGUCCCACAUUCACCCGCACCCAGACGACCCAAGUGUCGAUUAAGAUACGGCGAGCUUCUCCAAAAUAACUAGUCCUCGUGGUCCGCGAUCCAUUUCGUAUCCGUUGUAUGCCCAAGCCCAUGUUUAGAGCCCUCAGAAGAAGCCAGACCAGGGUUCCUAGGAGGCCCACCAGCAGGAAGCAGAGCCACACGUCCGAGUUAACAGCGAAAAGGGGCAGGAUAGACUGGGGUAUCCUUUGAGCCUUCUUAACAUAGAGGCACAGUUCGUCCAUGUAAACGGCUGCGCUGAACUGGAUGUGGGUGGUUAGGUAGUCCUUGACGAAAAAUCCCGCA
Drosophila biarmipes is the source of this 3159-nucleotide messenger RNA. Its product is annotated as DDB1- and CUL4-associated factor 5. Gene Ontology annotation, biological process: negative regulation of fatty acid biosynthetic process. Gene Ontology annotation, cellular component: Cul4-RING E3 ubiquitin ligase complex; cytoplasm. The transcript is spliced from 7 exons. The record is from RefSeq and is a predicted model, not a curated record. Gene Ontology annotation, molecular function: protein binding. The coding region runs from base 393 to 2489 and encodes 698 amino acids. NCBI's taxonomy places the organism in Eukaryota, Metazoa, Arthropoda, Insecta, Diptera, Drosophilidae.